Molecule: messenger RNA, 7602 nt
Organism: Ceratosolen solmsi marchali
Lineage: Eukaryota; Metazoa; Arthropoda; Insecta; Hymenoptera; Agaonidae
Source: RefSeq, a predicted model, not a curated record
AUGGCAGAGAAACAAGAAUUUUAUAAAUUGAUUAACGAUAAGACCAAAGUGCCUCGUUUAACUCCUGUGCCUCAAAUCGAUCAUUUGAAUAAUAUAAAAUUAGAGAGGGAUCCACUUAAAAAAUUUCGUAAUCAAGCAAUGAAAUUUGUAAGACCCAAACCACCACAAACAAAAUUAUCAGAUAAAUGGAGAAGUAGCGUUCAUCGCAUUUCAAAAACAUUCUACACCGAAGAGCUCAUUAAAUUGGCAAAGACCAUUCCAGUUCAAGGCCUUUCACCAGAAAACGAUAAGCUUGAAGUAGAACCAAGUAUCGAGAAUAUUCAGGCUGAAUGUCAUCGGAUCAUCGAUAAUAUAACAGAUAUAGCACAAGAUCUUGUCCCUUUUGGGGAAUGGUUAAAGAUGAGCGAGGAAGCGAAAUACAUUAAAGUGCGUUUACCAGAAUGGUUUUUGAAUAAGGCGCACGACGAUUUGCAGCAAGUGCUCAGAGAUAAUUUUAAAUCAUUAUCAGAACAUUAUAAUUUCGUUAAAGAACUUAUAAGGAAUCACCAAGAACUGAAUCGUUCGAUCUGCAUGGAAUUUGAAAAUCUUGAAAGCCGAGCUCUUACAAUUCCAGACGAUACAAAGUCUUUGUUUGAGCUCACCGAUUAUGUGUCUUACGCCUCAAAGGUUCUGGUUAAAGAAUUAGAGAUCAAGAUUCAAAGAUCCGUCAACAUGCUGAGUUCCUUACUGCAAACAGCUGUACUAUCCAACGAGCACAUGGAGCUGAAUAAGGAACUGAGGCUUUCCUUCACACGAUUGUUCUUCCUAUCGGAGAACGAAAUUAUGAAACUUGUAUUUGAACAUGAAGAAACUCGGAUAGAGAACGCACAUUACAUAAAGAAAGUCUUUCCUAAUAUAAACAAUCUAAAAACAGAUGAAGAAUUUAAUAUUCUUUCGAUAAUCGGCGACGGUGGUGAGGAAAUAAAAUUAGAGAAAAUAAUUUCCAUUUUACCGAAAACUAACUCUGUCACGGAUUGGCUAAUAUGUUUAAAUAAUGAGAUUGCAAAUAUAAUAAAAGGCAGGAUCGAUGAUAAUCUAAGGACAUUCGACUCUAAUGAAAUAUCUCUCAAAUGGAUUGCAAACACACCUAGUAUGGUGAUUCUCUGUGUUCAGCAAAUUAUUUGGACCUCUCAAAUCCACAGCGCUUUUUUGUUUAAUAAUUUAGAAUCGCUGAAAAUUUGUCGUGACAGGCUGAAAGGGCAAAGGGAAAAUUUGCAACGAUUCUUAAAGCUCAGCUUAAUUAGAAAGGAUCGAGAAAUUGUAGCGUCAUUGAUAGUGCUCCUCAUUCAUCAAGAAGAUGUGACGAAUUUACUGAUUGAAAAGAAGAUACACGAGGACACCGACUUCGACUGGAAAUGUCAAAUUCGUUAUUAUUAUCAAGAGGAGCGAGUUAAGGUCAUUAUUAUCAAUACCUGCAUUAAAUAUGCAUACGAAUAUCAUAGCAGCAGCCAGCGAAUAAUAGUUAAUACGCCAUUGACCGAACGAUGCUAUAGAAACUUGAUGGAGGCGUAUUAUCAGAAUUACUUCGGGGCAAUCGUUGGCUUCUCGUCUGUCGGAAAAACUGAAACAAUGAAAAAUUUGUCAAGAACGUUAGCCGUACCUUUCUUCAUGUUUAGCGGAGAAGAUAGACAAGAUUAUAACAGCAUUGGUAAGAUAUUCAAGGGCUUAGUGACAAUGGAAGCAUGGGUUUACUUUAAAAAUUUUAGAAGAAUAAAAGAGGAAAUUCUCUCUGUUAUCGCACAAUACAUCUUUCGCAUCUCCCAAUCAAAGAGCAUGAAUUCUAAUAUUAUAAAUAUUCACGGGACUCAGCUUAGCUUCAAUCCUAACUGCUACAUUAGCUUCAGCUUCAACCCGUCGUUACCCAACUUGUCGAACUUGCCGGAUAAUUUGAGACUACAUUUUAGAACGGUGUGCUUAGUGAAUCCAGAUUUAGAGAAAAUUUGUCAAGUUGAACUGUUCGCAGCAGGAUUCGUCGACGCGAAGAAUUUGGCAAACUCGUUAACGGAAGUCUACAGCCUCUGCAACGAACAAAUGUCUUCCGAUAAAAAGUACAAUUUAAAAUUAAGAAACGUUAAAGCCGUAAUUAGAGCAGCUUCGAAACUGAAGCUCACCUAUCCGGAUGAAGAUGAGGGAGCUUUGCUUCUUCGCUCCUUACUUGAUUUAAAUACGUCACAAUUCGAUGGAAACGACAUUGUUAUAUUUCAAAGAGAGGCUUUUAGCGGAAAAUCAACAGUAUUGAAUAUCCUUAGGGAAGCUUUAUUACUCCUACAAGAGAAUGACAAUCAGGAUGAAAGUUUUAGUAUAAUACACGAGAUUAUUAGUCCCGGGGCCUUGACUAUCGACAGAUUAUACGGCUUUGUCGAUACGUCGACAGCAAAGUGGAACGAUGGCAAAACUGAGAAAGAUAAGAAUACGAAAGUUCAUAUUGAAAUAUGGUCGCAAGCAGCAGCCGUUAUGGCUACAAAUUGGAUAUUCACGGGAAUCUUAGAUAGCGAAUCUCGAGAGAAAUUCGAAGCAUUUUACAUAAGUUUGUGGGACAAUUCCGACAAUGAUUAUCCCCGUCCAAGCGAGAUGAAACAAUUUGAGCUGCAUUUGCCUACGGAAGGCAGUAUACGAGAUAAUAUUUACAUAUUUAAGGGAAUUGGGAAUUGGAAGUACUGCCAGUUGAAAAAAAAUGCUUUCGCCCCAGACGUUUUGAGCAGCGUGAGCAGCAUCGCUAACGCCAUGGCCGAAUUGUACGUCGACGUUGUGGAAAAUUUAAGGCCAACACCAUUAAAAAUACUCUAUCGCUUCUCCUUGCACGACAUAUGUCGAAUAAUCAAAGGGUGCGGCUUAAUUGCGAAAGAAUCGAUGGAAACAAAGAUAGCUUUUAUUCGCCUGUGGGUGCACGAAACCUUACGGGUAUUAGGCGAUAGAAUUACAAACGACGAGGACAAUCAGUGGUUAUUUUCUAAAGUUCGCGAAACUGUCGGAUCGUGCUUCAAAGAGCCAUUCGAGACGGUCUUCGAGCAUCUUCCAAAAUAUGAUAAUAACGAAUUGACUAAGGAGAGCUUUAGGGACCUUGCGUUUGGCAACUUUAUGGAUAAUGAAAAGCAAAAGAGAAAAUAUGAAGAAAUCAAUUCGAUCGAAAGCUUAAAGCAUAAAGUUCUGCAAUACUUUAGGGAAUAUAAUGAAAUUCAUGAGAGGAAAAUAGAUGUGGUUAUUACCUGUCAUGCGAUGCAGCAUUUAGUAAGGAUAUGUCGUAUUUUGGCGACACCGGGAGGAAAUUUAUUAAUGAUUAGCCCGAGCGGCUCUGGUAGAAAAUCUCUCGCUCGUUUAGCCGCUCACAUUCAGCAACAAUUAUUAUUCGAGCCCAUUACGGAUAGGCGUUACAACAACGAAUCCACCUGGAAAAGGGAUAUAAAGUCAAUAAUGAUCGAAUGCGGAAGAUCGAAGAAGGACUAUACGAUUUUAGUGAGUGAUCGGCAAGCGAGCUCGGAAUUCAUACAGGAUAUUAAUAAUUUCCUUAGCUUUGGCGAAAUGUCUGAAUUAUUUUCAGACGACGAGCAACGGGAUAUUAUUAAACUAGCCCGCCUCGAUGCCCAAGAAGGCCAAAGAAACUUGGAAUUAAAUAUGUCGAUCGUUUUGACAUAUUUUCUUCGCGAAUGUAAAAGCAGAAUGCACUUCCUUAUUAAUAUAAGCCCUAUUGGGAAAACCUUAUGCAAUUAUUUACGUAAAUAUCCCAAGAUAAUAGACCAAUGUAGUAUCGAUUGGCACGAUUGGCCGGAAGCUGCUUACGAAGAAGUGGCCACACAUUAUUUAAAAGAUUCGAAUAUACAAGAGUCGAUAAGAAAUCGAGUUAUUGUAGCUAAUAAGCGUAUUUACGAUAGUGCAAGGCAACUUAGCAUUCAAUAUUACGAAAGGACGGGAAAUUUGUUCUACGUGUCGCACUCGGGCUUCGUAAGAGCCCUGAAAAUUUACGCGAAUAUUCUCGCCAAAAAGCAGAACGAAAUUAAAAAAACGAGAAAACGCUAUUUAACUGGGCUGGAUAAGCUGAACUUGGCCGCUCGUGAAAUUCUACGAAUGAAGAGUGAACUGAGUAAGCUGAGGCCGCAAUUGGAAGCGUCGGCGCGGCAAACUGACAUUACGAUGAGGGAAAUUGAAAUUGAAAAUAUUGCCAUCGAAAAAGCCGCUGUGCUCGUCAAACGCGACGAAGAGACGGCCAAUAAAAAGGCCGAAUUUGCUAAUAUAUUGAAAGCCGAAUGCGAGUCGGAACUUGCAGUGGCGAUUCCAAUUCUCGAAGAUGCUCUCGAAGCUUUAAACAUCUUGAAGCCAGCUGACAUUACAUUAGUCAAAUCAAUGAAAAAUCCACCGGACACCGUUAAGCUCGUAAUGGCCGCGGUAUGCGUCAUGUUAAACAUACCCUCCGAAAGAAUCGUAGAUCCAGUCACUGGUAAAAAGAGUACGGACUAUUGGGGCCCGAGUAAACGCUUAUUAGGCGAUAUGAAUUUUUUGCAAAGCUUAAAGGAUUACGACAAGGACAAUAUUUCUCCGGGCAUUAUAGUGACGAUUAAAAAAAAUUACAUGUCGGACAAGAACUUUGUGUCUCACAUCGUCGCCAAGGCCUCGAGCGCAGCCGAGGGUCUUUGUAAAUGGGUUAGGGCUAUGAUUUCUUACGACACGGUGGCGAAAAUUGUCGCGCCCAAGAAGGAAAAGUUGGCUGCCGCUCAGCGGGAGUGCGACGAAAUCGACGCAUUUCUAAAUGCAAAGCGCAAAGCAUUGAUCGACUUAAAUGCGAAAUUGUCGGCUUUGAAUGAUACGCUUGAGGCGUCAAUCGCUAAGAGGCUGGAUUUGGAAAAAGAGAUAGACAGCUGUGCGAGAAAAUUAAAAAAAGCCGAAGAUUUAGUUUCGGGCUUAGGCACUGAAAGGUCUCGUUGGAUGGACUAUGCAAAUAAACUUGGAAAAUUAUUUGACACACUGGCUGGCGAUGUAUUAUUAUCCAGCGCCACGAUAACAUAUCUAUCCUCUCUCGAUCUUACAAAUCGCGAAAAACAUAUUGCCGAAUGGAAAGACCAUCUGAAGACACGUGACAUUCCCUUCUCCCAAGAAUACGAUUUCAUCGAUUUCUUAGAGACGGAGAAGCAGACCAGUACUUGGUAUUUAUCUGGCUUGCCCGAUAAUAAAUCUCUCAUACAAAAUGCCAUAAUUAUGAAAAAUUCUUUAUUAUGGUGUUUGUUCAUUGAUCCGGAAAAUCAAGCGAACGAAUGGAUAAAAAACAUGGAAGGGGUUAACGAUUUACAUAUUGUAAAGAUUACGGACGAUGGAUUUAUCGAUAAAAUACCUUUAUUGGACACCGAGCAAGUUACGGAACCAGAGUUCAAUGCUUUCGUGAAUAUCAAUGAAAAUCCAUCGACUAAAUACGAUAGUGAAAUUAUUCCUAAUCCGGCAUCUUCUUGGCUAGCUGAUAAAUCGUGGAGAGAACUUUUAAAAAUAAGCAGCUCCCUAAGCGUAUUUCAAAACUUGGCAAAUAGCUUUAGCAUCAACAACACAAGAUGGAGAAAGUAUUGCAAUUCGUUGGAAUGCGAAGAUUGUCUCAUGCCAUCCCCUUGGGAUAAUAAACUGACGACGUUUCAAAAAUUAAUGCUCAUUAGGAUUUUACGCCCGGAUAAAAUAAUUGUUAAAAUAACGGAAUUUGUCGAGUCGGUAAUGGGACAAAAUAACGGCUCCUUCGUCUCCUGUAAUAUUAGCCGACCUUAUGGCGAAUCUAAUUGCCUUACGCCAAUAAUAUUAAUGUUGCCCAGCUACUCUUCACCUUUUGCGAUUGUUAAUAAGUUCGCUAAAGUCUUAGGAUAUUCGGCAAAGUUGCAUUCGCUCUCGAUGGGUCCGUCACAAGGACAAAAGGCAGAAAUACUUAUUGAAAUAGCCCGUCAGAAAGGCGAAUGGGUGUUUUUGCAUAAUUGUCAUUUAGAAUUGCCAUGGAUGAUGAAACUUGAAAAAGUAUUUGAAGAAUUUGAUGUAUCAAAUACAUCUUUGGACUUUCGACUGUGGAUAAGUACUUAUUCGCAUAAGGAAUUUCCAUUAAGCAUUUUACAGAAUAGUAUUAAAGUUGCCUUCGACUCCCCAUGUGAGAUAAAACAAACAUUAACUUGGGCGUAUAAAUCGGAGCUUGUUAAGGAUAAAGAAUUUUUCGAAGGCUGUCCGGGAAAGGAUAGGGCAUUUUCUAAAUUGCUUUAUGGAUUUUGUCUCUUUCAUGCUGUUAUUCGAGAAAGAAAACAUUUUGCCUCCCAAAGCUGGAAUUUCGAUUAUGACUUUGACGAAUCAGAUUUACAAAUAUCGAUCAUUCAACUGAAGAAUUGGAUCAAUCAGUAUGAUAAAGUUCCUUUUAAAGCCUUAAUUUAUCUCUUAGGCGAAUGUUACUACGGUGGUAAAAUCAUUGAUACUCAAGAUAAGAUUUAUGUCGAUAAUCUAAUUGUGGAUUAUUGUAACUACAAAAUAAUAAGUGACGUCAACUAUGACUUUGACACCGUUGAUGCAUACAGAGCACCAAAGAGAAUUGAAUACAAAGAGCAUUUGAAGCAUAUUAGAAAUAGCAUUCCUAAUCAUACCUCGCCUCAAGAUUUUUCUCUCGAUAAGAAUGCAGACUUGAUAAGAAAUAGUAAUAAAGCUAAUGACUUUGUAAAUUCAUUAUCGUAUUUAAAUGAAACAAUUGUCGUUCAUGAUAUUGAAAUUAAAAAUAAUCGAGUGAAGCUCAUGGUUUUUAAAAUACUUGAAACGAUACCACAAGAUUUUGAUAUCAAAAGAGUGCAAGAGAAAUACAAGGUCUCGGAAUCGGAUCUACUAAAUUGUCUUUUAAUUGAAGAGAUAAGAUUGUAUAAUAAAUUCUUAAAUGUAAUGAGAGACUCGUUACUAGAACUCAACAAAGCUUAUAAUGGAUAUUUAAUUUGGACAGAUAAAAUGGAUGAAAUAUCGGAUGAAAUAUUCCUGGAUCUAGUCCCAAAGUCAUGGAAAAUGCAUAUUUCCCUGUGUACUAAAAAAUUACUAUCCAAGUUUAUAACAGAUUUAUUGCAGCGUAUAAAAUUUAUGAACAACUGGAUAGAUAACGGACACCCACGCUUUUACUGGUUCGGUGGAUUGAUGUCUUGUAAAAUGCUUCUGUCAACAAUUAAGACUAUGUUUGCUAGAGAUAAACGUGUGCCCGUUGAUCAAGUUACUUUUCAAUUCAAUGUAUUAGAAAUGAAAUAUCCCUCCGAUGAUAUUUGUGUACCUGAAAAUUGUAUUUAUGUAUAUGGUCUAUACUUAAUAGGAGCAAAAUGGAACGAACAAAGUAAAACAUUAAGCGAUUCAAAACUAAAAACUUUUUAUAAUGAUAUGCCAAUCGUCUCUUUUGAAUUAACACUAAAGAAAACUAUGAAUCUCACAAACAUUUAUAAAUGCCCUCUAUACGUAACACCAAAUCUGCAUAAUAGUUAUUGCAAUUCUGAAAAUCUAUUGGAUAACUAUAUAUUGUCAGUUAAUCUAAAAUCGAAUGUUAAUCCAAAAAUAUGGAUUAAACGCGGCACUGCAUUAUAUUGUCAAGCUGAAUAA